Xylaria bambusicola is the source of this 1255-nucleotide messenger RNA. Its product is annotated as carbohydrate esterase family 1 protein. Gene Ontology annotation, molecular function: serine-type peptidase activity; feruloyl esterase activity. The record is from RefSeq and is a predicted model, not a curated record. Bases 201 to 1064 code for a protein of 287 amino acids. Lineage: Eukaryota; Fungi; Ascomycota; Sordariomycetes; Xylariales; Xylariaceae. The transcript has a single exon. Gene Ontology annotation, biological process: proteolysis.
GCGGAGCCGAGACACUUAUUGAUAUGUCCAUGAUGUUUCCUAAUACAGGUUCGAUCCCGGAUGAAGAGGUCUUCAAGAGCGCUACGCAAGAUCAGCUAUAAAUUGAUGGAGUUCAAUCGGGAACAAACACGGCAUUCUCACCAGCCUCCCAUCAUCUCUUACGCCUUUCUUCAGCUGGGCUCCUCAUCUCAUCUUUCAGAAUGCAAAAAAUCUUCUCUAUUGCACUGGGGCUGCUUGCAGCGAUAGUCCCGACUAUCUCUGCGGCCAGUGCCGGCUGCGGCAAAAGCCCUAUGUCUAGCGGAACCAAGUCGAUGACGGUUAACGGCAAGAAUCGUCAAUAUAUCGUGCAGGUCCCCUCGAAUUACAAUGCCAAUACACCUUACAAGCUAAUCUUUGGAUACCAUUGGCGCGAUGGUACGAUGAACAAUGUGGCUCCUGGCUACUACGGCCUUCGGGAUCUGGCUAAGGAGACCGCCAUCUUCGUCGCUCCUCAAGGCAUAGGCAAUGGCUGGGCCAAUAACGGCGGCGAGGAUGUGACCUUCACGGACCAGAUGGUCGAUACCAUCAAGAACUCGCUGUGUGUCGACGAGAAGCAAAUCUUCGCGACAGGGUGGAGCUACGGCGGCGCAAUGUCCUACUCCCUUGCCUGCUCUCGACCCAAUGUGUUCCGUGCUGUUGCUGUCAUCUCGGGUGCACAACUCAGCGGAUGCUCAGGCGGUAACACGCCGGUCCCGUAUCUCGGCAUCCACGGUGUGGUUGACAGCGUGCUCAACAUAAACCUUGGCCGCCAACUCCGAGACAAGUUCCUCCAGCUAAACGGGUGUCAAUCUAAGAACGCGCCCGAGCCAGGAGCGGGAUCAGGCUCUCACAUCAAGACCACAUAUAGCUGCAGAGCCGGCCUUCCCGUCUGGUGGAUUGCGCACAGCGGAGACCACGUCCCCGACCCCAGAGAUUCCAAUGGGCAAUAUUGGGCUCCUGGAGAGACCUGGAGCUUCUUCACACAGGCAAUUGGCAAUAGCCUCCUUCUCGAUGAAGGAAACAGCACGCAACCUCUCAGUGACUAAAACGGAGAAUAGACUAGCCUCGGCGUCGAUACCUGGUAGCCAGGUAGUGGUGGCGGCAAUUACGUUAUCACUAAUUUGAGGAUGGCAUCGUCACCAGGCUUAAACCAGUUCUACUUGCUGCCAGUUGGGGAGCAGUUCCGAAUCCAAUAGAAAUUGGUGCUGUUGGUGCUGCAACUGAACAUUAAGCAUAU